CCCACCCCUCCCCACCAAAUUUGCCGCUGAAGGCCAUCGAUCCACCCAGCGUAUGUAUUUCACCCAUCGAUAUCAUCCGGCAGCUGCCCGCAGUCCUCAAUAUUCACAGUCGCACUAAGCGGCACCACAUCUGCCAUAGGCCCAUGAGUCAUGUCCAACAUAGUCGGCCGUUCGCCGUGCCCACGGCCGCUGCCAGCUGAGUCUCCGGCCGCCAUUGUUAUGCCGUGUAGCCAGCUGACGGUCCUGAGAUCCUCGAUGAAGCCCACCACCGUCUCCCACGUGUGCAGGUUGUUGGCCGACGACACGCUGAUGAGGAAGCGACUCCCUGCACACACACACACACACACUCUGUGUGCUGUGCUGGUUGAGGGUGAAGGGACGGUGUAACCACACCAUGCAGCUUGUGCAGAGCGAAGCCGUUCUUGUCGACGCACCUCUCGCCCAUCAGGGCUACCAUGCCCGGCUUGCGGGGCCCGAUGAGGGACGCCUUGUGGUCCCACCUGGUGUGGUUUGGGCCGUAGACGGACUCAGUGGUGACGGUGAAUUGCUGGUUGCGGCCGUCACGACUGUCCAGACAGCCGCCCUCCAGCUCUGCCCCUUUCACUGCGUAGCCCAGCCUCGUGCCUGCGCGAGGCACCCACACACACAAUUCUCGUCUCGUCUCUCUGUGCCUGACGUCAGUCAGUUAGUCACCUUUGUAGUGCAGCGGGUAUCCCGACGCGCCGACGCCCUUCUCCCCGGUGCAGUAGCACCUGAAGGAAAUGAAGCCCACCAACCGAUCCACUCAUCCGGCCAUUGGAUCGAUGGAUGGCAUACUCGGCACAGCGCCACCUGAAUGAAGUCGAUGUACCUGAAGUUCUCGGCCGCCUUGGGGCUGACGUCGGUGAAGAGGAAGAUGACCACUCGCCGGUGGAAACAGGUGGGGCCCGCCGCAGCGCCGCUGCCGUCGGUGACGCACAGGUCCAGGAAGACUCUCGGACGCUAAACAAAAAGACCGCUAGAUAGGUUAGCUAGGUGUGUGGGUCUGUAUGUGGUUGUUCGUUCUUGCCUUUGUUGGCGGUGAGGUGGCGAUCUUUUUGGCGCACUCGAAGCCCUCCGUCAGAUUCUCAAGCAACACGCCGGCCACCGCCUUGACCUGAAAAGACAAUGGGACACAAACACACACACACACACACGGUUUUGUGUGUGUGUGUGUGUGUGUGUGUGUGUGUUCAGAACAUAACGGCGUUGCGGUGCGACGUUUCACUGACCGUCUUCUGCGUGUGCUGCUUGACCUUGAGGCAGAGGAUGCGCCACAAGUCGGUUUCCUGACGGACAGACACCCAGACAGACUCCUCCCAUGUGUCUGUCUGUGUCUGCGUGUGCUUACUUUGAGCAGAUCUGCUCAGUGGUAAAAAUCGACAUGCAGGGCAAGGUAAAUGUCCAGCUGGAAGACCAGGCUGACCAGGUCAUUUGUCGCCUGCACGCACGCACACACACACACACACACACAUACCCAUGGUCCAUAGACACACACUGAGAGCCAGCUGCCCGUCUGUCUGCCUACGUUGACGGCGAGUGCGCCUUUGAUGGACUUCUCGAAGUCCUUGAGCCGCGCGGCGACGGGUGCCAUGUCGUUGGCCUGGCGGAGCUCCUCUGCCAGCCGCUCGCACACAACCUGCUCAUCCUCAGCAGCCAGGCUGAUAACUGACGGGACACAAGCCGACACGCACCCUUGUUGUUUGGGUGUUUAUUCUGUGUGUCUGUAGUGUGCUCACCUGGUGGUUUGUUGGCGGUGUCGUUGAGCAUGUCAUCGAUGGGUUUGGGCUCGGCCGUUUUGAGCCUGUCGACCAUGCGCAUGAAGUGGGCGACGAUGUCCUUUUGCAGUCGGCUCAGCUGCUGCUCCACCAGCACACUCUUGUCGAUGGCCUUGCCCUUGCUCUGCACAGCACAUCCAUGCGACACGUCACCAUACCAGCCUCGCUCCUCUCCUUGGUGCUUGACUGACCUUUAGUUUGGCCAUGUCCUGGUCGAUUUUGGCGUCAAGGGCCGUCGCGAGGAAUGAUGAUUUGCCUCUCAGAGCCCGCCGCACCAACUCGAGCACCCAGGACUCGUCUGGCGAGGGCACCAGGUGGCCGCCCGUCGCGUGACGCACAAAGUGGGGCCACCGCGCCUCCGGCAGCACUACCAGAAAGUCGUGUAGCCAAUCCAAAAGGUCGCCUUGCGCCGAUAGCGCCAUCCCGCUGAGUGUCUUGGUCGCAACGGUGCGCAGGGCGGACAGGAGCGUGCAAGCGGCCGUGGGAAUGCCGGGCACGCCACCGAUCAGGAACGGACGACUGAUGGCGGCCAAUGGGGAGUCGAGAGUGACGAAGCGUACCGUGAGCUUGGCACGCUGGAUGUCGCCCACGGUCGCCCUGGCGAGAACAAAAUGUCGCCGCCGCAGCUCCUCCAGCGGUGCGACCACAUCGCCAUGAAACGUCAAGCGGAGGACGGAAAUGUGGCAGGCGCCAGAGGGGCCUCCGAACGUCGCGUCGACCACACAGGUCUCUUGGUCAAAGUCAUUGCGAGCGUACACCAGCAGGUCCACCUCGCCGGCCUGCGGCUCAGUCAUGUCGCCAGAUGCAGCCCCAGCACUACUGGAACGAGCUGAGGCAUCCUCUGCGCCGCUGAAGCCAGCCAGGCACUUGCUGAUGGCUACCCUCUCCCGCUCCAGCUGAAACACGUGGAAGUCCGCCAUGUCGAUAAAGCCGAUAAACAGUCGGGCGACGUUGGUGUUGGCGAAGGCCGGCCUCACUAUGGCACGGAAGAGCUCACAAGGCUCCCGAUGAGUCUCUUCAUCCUCCCGAAGGCACCUCGUCGAGCAGUAGAGCAUCUCGCCGCAGACUUGGCAUGCGACUCGCCGGCCGAGAAAGCCGCACCUGAGGCACUUGAGGUCGGCGGCGGGAUGAGUCAUUGUCGCGUCCGACAUCGGUGGGAAGGCGGCGUCACGAUAAACGUCAGGAUGAAGCCUUCAUUGAAGGUAGAAAAGCAUAGAUCUGCAGAUGGGAGGGCUCGGGCUUCCUUUCGUCCGGAAGAACUCCG
Messenger RNA from Vitrella brassicaformis, 3060 nucleotides. The record is from the annotation of a GenBank genome assembly. NCBI's taxonomy places the organism in Eukaryota, Vitrellaceae.